Molecule: messenger RNA, 1326 nt
Organism: Diplodia corticola
Lineage: Eukaryota; Fungi; Ascomycota; Dothideomycetes; Botryosphaeriales; Botryosphaeriaceae
Product: pxa domain-containing protein
Exons: 2
Coding region: 1-1326 (441 amino acids)
Biological process (GO): endosome to lysosome transport; protein targeting to lysosome; early endosome to late endosome transport
Cellular component (GO): early endosome; extrinsic component of endosome membrane; late endosome
Molecular function (GO): phosphatidylinositol binding
Source: RefSeq, a predicted model, not a curated record
AUGCCGCAGCCUCCCAUGAGGGUCUCCAGCGCACCCCAGGUCCCGCCAUCCAAGCCAUCUCGCCUUGCUACUGGCCCGGAUCCGCACAGCGCCUCGCUCCCAACCAGAGCCGCCGCCCGCCCCGAAGCCACCGCGCGCGCCAGUGCCGAUGCCGCAUCUGACAAGGCCACGGCCGCCUAUGUCCGCCGCGUCCUCUGCGCCCACCAGCUCUCAUCCAACAUCCUGGCGGGUGGCGAGAAGGGCAAGCCAUCGCCGAAGCCGCUGGACGAACUGCUGCCGCCGUUGACGAGCUCGAACGAGGUGGACCUGCAGGUCUAUGCCAUCAUCGCGGUAAUCAUCAAGGAGUUUGUGUACGGGUGGUACGCCAAAAUCACACCAGAUCAUGUCUUUGUGGAUGAGGUCAUCCGGAUCAUUGCCCACUGCACGCGUGGGCUGGAGCAGCGGCUGCGAAAGGUCGAUCUGGAAGGGCUGAUCCUGGACGAAAUCCCGCAGCUUGUAACGCAGCACCUGGACGCAUAUCGGACCGCGCAGCGCGCUUCUGAGGACAGCCCGCUGGCGGCGGGGCACCGACACAUCUACCACACGCUGCGCCCGCACCCUGCGCUGACGCCGGUGCCGUCUGAAGCCGAGCCUGCAACGGUGGUGGAGCAGGGCGAGAAUGAGGCGUGCUGGCGGCAGCUGCUGGUGCAGGGCGUGCUCGCGGUGUUGCUGCCGACCGAGGACCUGGACAACGCGUGCCUGCGGGCGCUGGUGGCGGAGAUCAUCUCGGAGAUGAUCAUUGGCGGCGCGGUGAGCAACAAGGUGUGCGAGGCGUGGAUGCUGUGGGAGGCGGUGGAGAAGAUAGCUGAGGUGGUGCACGCGGCGGAGGCGGCACCCCCGGCUCCCCCGGCGAAAGCGACGAGUCGGCUCGAGCAGUUUGGGCUGGUCAACGAGGCGGCGCCCAGGGCGCGGUCAGACGGCGGCGCGGCGGGCAGGGCGAUUGGCGAGCUCAGCCUGCUGUUCUGGGCGGCGUGCCAGUUCGCGUUUCUGGCGGCGACGUGGGUGCGGGCCGUUGUCGCGGCGCUGGCGGCAUCCCCGUCGCUGCCGGAGCGCAGCAGGCUCGUGUCGUCGUCGCCGGUCGAGGGCAGGCGCCAAUCGCUCGAGGCGGCGUGGGCGGCGGAGGAGCCGUCGGCCGUGCUGGGGAUGAGCGCGUGGACGUGCGCGGGACAGCUGCUCGAAUUGAAGGCGCGGAUGCCGUGGCUCGCGGGCGCACUGUCGCUGGCGCAGUGGAGUGCCGUCAGCGGGCCGGGGCGGGUGGGUGGCACAAACGCGCCAUUGGACAGGUGA